AUGGAGCGCAAAUUAAAGUGGAAAUCCAACGUAGGUGAGCGGGUGCGAGCGCGCGUAGCCGCGGCAAACCCGCACGGGUACCCGAAGCAGGGCCUUGCGGUGGUGGACCCAGUGGCGAGCUCCGCAGCGAGCCGAACACUGCAAUUGCGACACGCCGCGGAGCAAGUCCUCAAGAUCGAAAUGGCAUCCGUCCUCUUUAGAUUUGGAGAGGGUGACGAGAAACUAUAA
This is a messenger RNA of Phytophthora nicotianae INRA-310, 228 nucleotides long. RefSeq lists its product as hypothetical. NCBI's taxonomy places the organism in Eukaryota, Oomycota, Peronosporomycetes, Peronosporales, Peronosporaceae. The transcript has a single exon. The coding region runs from base 1 to 228 and encodes 75 amino acids. The record is from RefSeq and is a predicted model, not a curated record.